Debaryomyces tyrocola is the source of this 129-nucleotide messenger RNA. Lineage: Eukaryota; Fungi; Ascomycota; Pichiomycetes; Serinales; Debaryomycetaceae. The record is from the annotation of a GenBank genome assembly.
AUGAAGCUUGCCGAAGCAUUAAUAUUACCGAAAGAUUACGAGAAAAAUUUGGAACAGUUAGAGAGUCGAAUAGUAGAUAAUUGCAAGUUCAGCAAGGAGACGAUCCGUCAGAAGAUCCCGAAGAGUUGA